This is a messenger RNA of Doryrhamphus excisus (bluestripe pipefish), 2197 nucleotides long. RefSeq names its product spermine oxidase (gene smox). Gene Ontology annotation, biological process: spermine catabolic process. Lineage: Eukaryota; Metazoa; Chordata; Actinopteri; Syngnathiformes; Syngnathidae. The record is from RefSeq and is a predicted model, not a curated record. Gene Ontology annotation, molecular function: polyamine oxidase activity.
UGUAUUACCAAUGAGGAGGCGAGCGGCUCGGCACAAACUGGCUGCUUCUGGUUUCCACGCAUAAAUACAAAGCGGAGCCGGUGCGAGAGGCGACAUUGCACAAAAGGCGAGCAGCAAAGGCGAGAGCUUUUCGAGGUGUGAAGACGACGACACACUCAGUCAACAUUGCCGAGGGGCCUCGGACGGCAUGCAAAGUUGUGAAAUUUCCUCAGACGGCACUGAUGAUCCUCUUUGUAGCGGCCUGCGCAUUCACCGGCAGCCUCGAAUAGUCGUAAUUGGUGCUGGCUUGGCUGGCCUCGCUGCAACUAAUGUCCUGCUGAAGAGAGGCUUCACAGAUGUUACAGUCCUAGAGGCCUUAGACCACAUUGGAGGCAGAGUUCAGAGCAUUAAGCACGGUGAAGCAGCUUUGGAGCUAGGAGCCACCUGGAUCCACGGAGCCAAUGGGAACCCGGUGUACCACCUGGCUGAGGACAACGGGCUGCUGGAGCACACAGAUGGGGAGGCCAACGUAGGCCGUAUAAGCCAGUAUAGCAAGAAUGGGGUCGCCCACUACCAGACCGAUGCUGGCAAGAGGAUCCCUAAGGACCUGGUGGAGGAGUUCAGCGACCUCUAUAACGAGGUGUACGAGCUGACUCAGGAGUUCUUCCAAAAUGGGAAGCCAGUUGGUGCCGAGAGCCAGAACAGUGUUGGCAUCUUUACGCGAGAUGUGGUGCGCAAGCGGAUCAUGAAGGAUCCUGAUGAUUCUGAGAGCACGAAGAAGCUUAAAUUGUCUAUGCUUCAGCAGUACCUCAAGGUGGAGAGUUGUGAAAGCAGCUCCCCCAACAUGGAUGAGGUGUCUUUGAGUGAAUUUGGCGAGUGGACUGAGAUCCCGGGUGCACAUUACGUCAUACCUGGAGGUUUCAUGAAGAUCAUUGACAUCCUGGCCCAGGACAUCCCCACCGACACCAUCUGCCUUCGUAAACCAGUCCGCUGUAUCCAUUGGAACUACUCUGCCCAGAAUCACGACUUAAUUGCCAAGAACGACGACAAAAACCGGGACAGCAACCACAAUCAAAACAACCGCGAGCGGCGGGAUCCUCCGACUGCGGUGCACCCCAUUUGUGUGGAGUGCGAAGAUGAGGAGUGGAUCAAGGCCGACCAUGUGAUCGUGACGGUCUCUUUGGGCUGGCUGAAACACAAUCACGAGGCAAUGUUCUCACCCUCUUUGCCCGAGGACAAGGUGCUAGCCAUCGAGAAGCUGGGCAUAAGCACCACUGAUAAGAUCUUCUUAGAGUACGCAGAGCCCUUUUGGAGCCCUGAGUGUAACAGCUUUCAGUUUGUGUGGGAAGAAGAGGCCCAGCUGGAACAGCUGACCUACCCCGAGGAACUGUGGUACAAGAAGAUCAGCAGCUUCGACGUCCUCUACCCGCCUGAGCGCUAUGGCUACAUGCUGAGUGGCUGGAUAUGUGGCCAGGAGGCGCUCUACAUGGAGCGUUGUGAUGAUGAAACCGUAGCAGAGACAUGCACCGAGCUGCUCAGGCAAUUUACAGGUAACCCUGACAUUCCAAAGCCCCUGCGUAUCCUGCACUCAUCAUGGGGAAGUAACCCUUACUUUCGGGGCUCCUACUCCUACACCCGGGUAGGCUCCAGUGGGGGUGACAUUGAGAGGCUGGCCAUGCCCCUGCCUUACGCCAACCGCACCAAGGCCCCGCCUCUACAGGUCUUAUUUGCUGGGGAGGCCACCCACAGGAAGUACUAUUCCACUACCCAUGGUGCAUUGCUGUCAGGACAGCGAGAGGCCAAGCGUCUGGUGGAGCUGUACUAUGACUGGCACAGUGCUGACACCGCAAAGCCUAAAAAUAUGUAAUAAAAAACUUCUUACUAGGGGGAACUUAAACAUACCUAUGACAAUUUAUAUUGGGGGCAUUAUUUACUCUGGGUAAUGGUGUUUCUAUUGUACUGUAGAUUGAAAUCAUGCCACAUUUUAUUUCAGGUGAAAGGUUCAAAGGUUGCCAAUGGUGCUGUCAUUUCUUCUUGUCUUUAUCACGCUUUCAUGGUAUGAUGCUUUUUAAUGAAAGAAUCUAUAAUGUUAUGUCUUUUAACACAGCAUAAGUGAUUUAACUUAUUUUUAUGUAAGUGCCUUAUGUAUCUAAUGUUUUUUGUUAUUUUAAUAAUACAAAUGGAGAAGCUUUUAACAAAAUAAAAAGUUAUAUUGUCA